AUGGCCCCCAGGCAGAAAGUAGCAGCUGAAAAGAUAAACAACAAAAAGCUAGGCUUUGGGGUUUUGCAAGAAGCACCUGCGCCACUCCCACAACCACCGGUCAUUCAACAAAAGACUGCACAGAAGGAAUUGAGGACCAAAUUCGAUCUUGCAUUGCUCUUCUCUGAGGCUACCUGGAAUUUCUUUGAAAGGACCAGGAAUCGGCCGGUAAUAGUGGAAAGAGGAGUGGACACUGAUAGUGCACCAGCAUUGUACAUCUCUCUAUACAGGUGGGCAAGGCUGGCUAAUCCUCUAAUGGAACCGAGGAUGAAUGCAGUAAGGAAAUGUUACAGCAAUCUGACAGAGGCAGAAGGAGACGUGGUGUAUGUGAGAGGAAGGAAUGUGGACAUUAGCCCUGCCACAAUCAGAACCACAUGGAGCUUGCCGACAGUGGAAAUAGACCUAGAUAAGGCACUAACGGAUAUGCACAAAGAUAAAAGCUUAGUAGAUGUGUUCCUCAACGAGCUCUAUGAAGAUGAGAACAGCGACUUGAUGUGGGAACUCACAAAAAAGGGAACCCCUUAA
Oldenlandia corymbosa var. corymbosa is the source of this 564-nucleotide messenger RNA. The record is from the annotation of a GenBank genome assembly. NCBI's taxonomy places the organism in Eukaryota, Viridiplantae, Streptophyta, Magnoliopsida, Gentianales, Rubiaceae.